AUGAUAAAAUCUAAGGAAUUUCCCAAGAACUUUCUUUUCGGCAGCCGUGAAGAUUAUAUCCUCAAAACACAACUUGAAAGCAUAUCUGCCGAGAGAGAAGGAAACGUGGAAUUCACCGCCCAGAAUACUCAGUCGAUGCAUUCUACCUUAGCCCCGCCAAAUACUCCUUGGUCCCCCAAAGACGCAUCUCAAGAUCACCAAGACUCACACAAGGGUCAAGAAACCCAUCCGAAUCUUGAAGAUGGACACCAUUCCAGUAUCAAGUCCCAAUCUAAAAUGGCUUCAUCCUCGGACGAAAAUUUUGAACACUGGAAAAUGAUCGCUAUCAACUCCCAGAAAGAGAACCAGAACUUGAAUUCUCAGCUUAUCGAAAUCAAGGCUCAAAACAAAAAUUUGAUUGAUGCACGGAACCGACGAGAAAUCAGCAAAGGUUCAACUGAGACCAUUUGGUACGCCCUUCUACAACAAAAUUGGCAACAAGUUCAGCGAAUCAAAGAGUUGGAGAAAGAUGCAAGUUUUAGAAAUAUGGACGGGCAGCUCGAAGUACGACUAAGUUCCAAACAGAUCGGUUCAUUCAUGGAAAGAAUGAGAUUGGCCCUGGAGUCCAUGAUGCACAAGAACGGUAUCAGCCUACGCACCAAUAUGGAUAUUUUAGACACCAAUACUGAUCUCCAGCAUCUUUUCCAUCUUUUAUAUGGUGCCGAAACGAAUUUGGGACUUGGGAAACUCAUGAAGAAUCUAGAUCCACAGCUCUUACUUCGUGGUCUCGCAUUGGCAGCGGUGAAGCAGUGGAUUUUUAUGACAGACUUUCCAGUAUUCGAGGAAAAUCGCUUGUCAUUGGCGCAAAUGAAAGUUAUCUCACAAAAAGGCGACUGGAAAUAUGCUCACAAACUUGCGCUGGAGAGCUACAUCAGUAUAAUACGGGAUCCCUCUUUUUCGGAGAAUGAUUUACGCGAGGAGACACAGAAUCUUGUGUCGAGAUUUGCCAAGGCCAUUGCUCCUCUUUGCAAGCCUCCGCAUAAUUCUGAAAAAAUUCUCGGUAAUAUAUGGGUCGAUUCAGAAGGCACAGUUGGAACGUUAUUUAUAACAGCCUUGACUUUCAAAGCCAGUACUGUUGCCACUGGGCAGCAGUAUGAAUUUGUUAUAUACCCACCAGGAACGGCAACAACUGAAGCUUUGCCUGUUUUUGAAAGCCUUGUUGCAUCCGAGCAGCCAGGAAAGGACUUGACUUGCGAAGUUUGGAGACAUGCUUCUCUGUAUGCUUAUGAAAUAGAGACUACUUCAAAAUUGAAUGAUCCUGAAGGUAUGAUGAUCAAACCAAGCAAUUUCAUUGUCCAUGAGGCAGGAGUGCGCGAGAAGAAAUCCUGCCUCAAAAGUGAAGUAGUAAUUUCAAAAGACUUUGACGAGAGCCGUUGGGAUACCGAUGAAGAAAUCAAUUUACGAGCAAAAACUGGACUCGGGAAAAGAGAAAAAGCCAACAGAGGUGUAAAGGGCCAUCAGAUCAAUGCAGACGUUGAUGAUACAGCAAAUCUUGGGAAGUUCACCACGAAGAAUGGAUUGCAGCGGGGCAUUGGGCCACCGAUAAUUGAUCAAACAGGUAGAUAUUCCCAGGAACCACUCAAGCAAUGUGGUGAGACACCUAGAGAAUCAUCAUCCUAUUGCUCGACCUGCUUGAACUUGUACCCAGAAGCAGUCCUCGAAGAGCACCUAAAGAAAAGACCUGUUUGGUGCCAAGCUCCUUGCUCUAUAUGCAGCGGGAAAUAUACCCGGAAGUCCGACAUUGCUAAGCAUAAACGACACCAAAAGAAUCAAAGAGUCGAUGCGGAAUUGAGCGGUACCAAAAAAUUGAAAACAUCUCCCCUCGACUUUUUAGUAGAAGUCGCAAAAAAGAAAUUGGAUGCCGAUCGGGUGACAACAGUCGCGAAAGCAGAAUUACCACAAAAGAAUUCUGGUAAAUCGAGACAAAUAUCUAACAGGAGAUCAACGCGGCUGAAUGUCCAAGAAGGAAGAGCUCUUGGAGUUGAAGAUAACAUGCCUCCUGGAGUGAUGAACGACAGUUCUCCUAAGGCGAAUUGCAAUGUUCCUCUUGAAGUGGAAGCUGAGGAUCUCUGCGACACCUCUGCAGUCAACGAAACUGAAACAAGACCAGUGACACCGAAGUCUUCAAGUUGUGAAAAGUGUGGGGCGAUUUUUACAUCUAGUGACGGCGUUACCAGACACCAAAGAAUGAAAAUUUGUAAGGCGUGCCCUAAGUGUGGAAAUUGGUUUGGCCGCAAGCAAUUGCUCAGACAUAAUUGCAACCAACAAAAAAACACAAAUCCAGACUGUGACAAAAUGGCCCUUACUGAGCCCCAUGGGCUUAGCGGGGAUGAAAUAUCUGCUGCAACCACGCAAGCUAGUCCUGAAUCGCCAGGUGAUCCAGAAACGGAGAGCCUGAAAAUAUCAAAUGACGAUUGCCAUGAGUUACAAGCGGAUGCAGUCUGUAGUCAAACAAGCUCCCCUCUCUCCGAGUUUGAAAAGUCUCCUGUCCUUGCAAUAACUCCGGUACAAUAUCCACCAAAGCGAACAAGGCUCUGUGGUGAUCAAGAUUCAGAAAAGCCACAGGCACAGAGGGAUGGUUUUGGUACUGGAGAAACUGAAGACAUGCGGCCGAUUAAAUUGCGUCGAUUGAAUGUCAUGCAAGAAGCGGCUACAAUGACAAAUCCCCCAAGUUUCUCUGAUCAGAAAACACUCGAAUUCAAUGGCCAUCAUGUACAAGCACCGACUCCUUCUCGAUCUACCACUUUCGAGGUUGAGAAGUGGCAGACUGUUGCUCCUAUAGAAUCCAACGAGCGGGGAUCGGGAACGGAUUUUAAGGUUCUCAACUUUGACAACUCUGCAGGUCCUCGGAACGCCUGGGAUUUGGAAAGCGACUAUAUUGCCUUCGAUUCUCAUCAGGAUGGUUUCUUGGGCUCAUUGGGAGAUUGCCAAAAUCCUUUCAGCAUCCAUCAGGACUUCCACAAUGAAAAUCUUGUGCCUUCCUCAAGGUCAGCAGUGUGUAUGGACGGAUCUCGAUCUCUCAAUUUUUCUGCCCAGCCCCUUGCUUAUGAAGAUCAUCAUACCGCAGCGGGAAGACAGCCCCAAGGAUCAACACACCCGGUGGCAUACCAUGUGACAAGAGAGAGAGAUUUCGGUAAUCCCCAGCGAAAAUCUAGUAACGCCAUCGCCGAUAUUCUUAAUGCUGACCUUUUGAAUGCCGAAGGGAUCAGCUAUAGUUAUUAAUAAGGGGCUUUCAUAUGUGUGCGAGCGAGGUUGUUGGCAAACAGUCAGUUUCUUGCUUUAUUUGACGUGCGAACUGAGUUGAGUCCUAUGUGUGUACGACCCAAAAAUCGCCACUCCCUGUUAUGAGGAGUUGCGAGGAAAAUGGUCAAUGGAAAAGACGUUAUUAAGCAAGCAUUAAUGAAUAGCGAUGGUCA
This is a messenger RNA of Botrytis deweyae, 3455 nucleotides long. RefSeq lists its product as uncharacterized. Bases 1 to 3261 code for a protein of 1086 amino acids. The record is from RefSeq and is a predicted model, not a curated record. Lineage: Eukaryota; Fungi; Ascomycota; Leotiomycetes; Helotiales; Sclerotiniaceae. The transcript is spliced from 6 exons.